This is a messenger RNA of Nicotiana tabacum (common tobacco), 1747 nucleotides long. RefSeq lists its product as uncharacterized. Gene Ontology annotation, molecular function: transmembrane transporter activity. Gene Ontology annotation, biological process: transmembrane transport. The record is from RefSeq and is a predicted model, not a curated record. Lineage: Eukaryota; Viridiplantae; Streptophyta; Magnoliopsida; Solanales; Solanaceae. Gene Ontology annotation, cellular component: membrane.
UGGACACAAUACCUUAGCAGAACACACGCUCAACCAAUGGCCACACGUGCAAACUCCGUGCACCUUUAAUCUCUCGGACAGUUUCUUGAAGUGUUGAGAUUGAGGGAGCUGAAAUUAAAGAAAAAGAAGAAGAUGGGAUUUGAGAGUAUGAAGAAAUUGAAGCCUUUGUUGCAUUUGUUGUUGCCACUAUGUAUACACUGGAUUGCUGAAGAGAUGACAGUUUCAGUGCUUGUUGAUGUUACAACUAGUGCUCUUUGUCCUGGCAAUUCCACUUGUUCUGAAGCCAUUUACAUCAACGGUGUUCAACAAACAGUUGUUGGAAUAUUCAAGAUGCUUGUCCUUCCUAUCCUAGGCCAGCUUUCAGAUGAGUAUGGGCGUAAACCGCUUCUUCUCCUCACCCUAUCUACAACAAUUAUUCCUUUUGGUUUACUCACCAUAAAUAAGUCAAAGGGAUUUGUCUAUGCUUAUUAUGUCCUGCGGACGGUUUCUUAUAUCAUAAGCCAAGGGAGCAUUUUCUGCAUCUCUGUUGCUUAUGCGGCUGAUGUUGUUGACGAGAGUAGUAGAGCUGCAGUUUUUAGUUGGAUUACGGGACUUUUUUCUGCAUCCCAUGUUAUGGGGAAUGUCCUAGCCCGUUUUCUUCCUGUGGGCUACAUUUUUCAGGUUUCAAUAGGCCUCUUGAUCUUUGUUCCUGUUUAUAUGAUACUGUUUCUAGAAGAGACUGUAAGUCCAAAAACAGAGGUGAACCAAAGUUCGACAGUAAAGAGCAAGGCAUUGAAGGUUGUUCAGGAACGAUAUAACUCGAUGAGAUAUGCUGCAAAUAUUGUCACUAGCAGUCCAACACUGAAGUGCAUUUCUCUCGUUUCUUUCUUCUAUGAGUUGGGAAUGUCCGGCAUCAGCAGCGUUUUACUGUACUAUCUGAAAUCAGCUUUUGGCUUCAAUAAGAAUCAGUUCUCAGAAAUCUUGAUGAUGGUGGGAGUAGGUUCUAUAGUCUCACAGAUUCUGGUGCUUCCUCUUAUCAAUCCUCUGUUUGGGGAGAAAGUGAUACUUUGCAUGGCUUUGCUUUCUUCAAUAGCCUAUGCAAUGCUUUAUGGAUUAGCAUGGGCACCUUGGGUGCCAUAUUUAAGUGCUUCUUUUGGGGUCAUCUACAUCCUUGUUAAACCCUCUACUUAUGCUGUUAUAUCCAAAUCGGCACUUUCAGCAGAUCAGGGCAAAGCACAGGGAUUUGUUGCUGGCGUUCAAUCAGUCGCGAGUUUGUUAUCUCCUAUUGUGAUGAGUCCAUUGACAUCGUGGUUUUUGUCUCGUGAUGCACCUUUUAACUGCAAAGGAUUUAGUAUACUUUGUGCUUCUUUAUGCAUGAUGGUUUCGCUUUAUUAUGCUUGCAUGCUUAAAGUAGAGGUUCCCUCAAAGAAGACCUUCGACGAAAAUGCAGAGAAUAUUGAAGCACCACUUUUGGCAUGAUACUUAAGGCAUAUGUAACCAUUAUACUAAAAUUGUCUAAGCUAUAGUCCCCAGAGGUUGCAUUUACAAUGCCAAUUAGUCCAGUCUUCCUACGAUAGAGCUGUAAAUCUUUUUGAAGCUAAGUCUAAUCUAGGUUAGAAGAGGUGUAUUAAUCUUGUAAUCUAAUUUGUUCUCUGUUUGGUUAUUCUUCAAUGUACUUCAUUUUUUUGUCUCAAUUAAAAUGUUGGUUUGUACUUUGUAUUCUGAACUUUACAUGGAAAUGGGAUAAUGGAUAUAUUGGUAAAUUCAA